This is a messenger RNA of Aethina tumida (small hive beetle), 512 nucleotides long. RefSeq names its product zonadhesin-like. Lineage: Eukaryota; Metazoa; Arthropoda; Insecta; Coleoptera; Nitidulidae. The record is from RefSeq and is a predicted model, not a curated record. Bases 12 to 446 code for a protein of 144 amino acids. The transcript has 2 exons.
UAUUAGUCAAGAUGAAAUACGCAGCUUUCAUUGUCCUCAUCGCCGCUCCAGGCUUCCUCUGUAGCGUAAGCAACUCCAGGGACGUUUUCGCCUCUGUGACCGUUGAAGAAAAACCAUCUAUCUUGCCAGGAGUCUUUCCAAUCGUGCCAGAAACCAAACCAGCCGUUGUCGAUCCAUGCGAAACUAUUGUCCCAGAAACUAAACCGGUACCAAUUGAAGACGUUAUCGUCCCAGAAACCAAACCCAUACAUGUACUUCCCAUUGAAGUCAUUGAAGCACCCGAAGAGAAACCAUCCGUCACUCCAGAAUUGAGACCAUUGCCCGCUGUUGAUGUUGCCAACCCAGUCACUGUUUACAGUGACAGAGUCUGUGUUAACGCCAAUUAUGUAAAGGGAUUGUUGGCACAAAUUAUGGCCCAAAACGAAAACAACAAAAUCACCCAUUAAGAUGGAAUAUACCGGUUAUUAAAAUAUUAAGAAACAUGCGUUAUCAAAUAAAAUUACUUAAUUGAA